Molecule: messenger RNA, 2424 nt
Organism: Emys orbicularis (European pond turtle)
Lineage: Eukaryota; Metazoa; Chordata; Testudines; Emydidae
Product: protein argonaute-1
Exons: 18
Coding region: 76-2424 (782 amino acids)
Biological process (GO): regulatory ncRNA-mediated post-transcriptional gene silencing
Molecular function (GO): protein binding; single-stranded RNA binding; miRNA binding
Source: RefSeq, a predicted model, not a curated record
GAUGUGUAUCACUAUGAAGUGGAUAUCAAGCCCGAUAAAUGUCCACGCAGAGUCAACAGGGAGGUUGUGGAAUACAUGGUGCAGCACUUCAAACCUCAGAUCUUUGGAGAUCGGAAGCCGGUGUACGACGGGAAGAAGAAUAUCUACACCGUCACUGCCCUGCCCAUCGGAAACGAACGGGUUGAUUUUGAGGUAACGAUCCCAGGGGAAGGCAAAGACCGGAUAUUUAAGGUCUCCAUCAAGUGGAUGGCGAUUGUGAGCUGGCGGAUGCUCCACGAGGCCUUGGUGAGCGGGCAGAUCCCCGUCCCGCUGGAAUCUGUCCAGGCGCUAGAUGUUGCCAUGAGACAUCUGGCGUCAAUGAGGUACACCCCUGUGGGCCGUUCCUUCUUCUCCCCUCCUGAAGGUUACUAUCACCCUCUGGGAGGGGGCAGGGAAGUUUGGUUUGGGUUCCACCAGUCGGUCAGGCCUGCCAUGUGGAAGAUGAUGCUCAACAUUGAUGUGUCGGCGACAGCCUUCUACAAAGCCCAGCCCGUGAUCGAGUUCAUGUGCGAAGUGCUGGAUAUCCGGAACAUCGACGAGCAGCCAAAGCCCCUGACGGACUCGCAGAGGGUGCGCUUCACCAAGGAGAUCAAAGGUUUGAAAGUAGAGGUGACCCACUGUGGGCAGAUGAAGAGGAAAUACCGUGUGUGUAACGUUACCAGGCGACCAGCCAGUCACCAGACGUUCCCCCUGCAGCUGGAAAGUGGGCAGACAGUGGAGUGUACAGUGGCUCAGUACUUCAAGCAGAAAUACAACCUGCAGCUGAAAUACCCCCACCUGCCGUGUCUGCAGGUCGGCCAGGAACAGAAGCACACAUAUCUGCCCUUGGAGGUGUGUAACAUUGUGGCAGGCCAGCGGUGCAUCAAGAAGCUAACAGACAAUCAGACAUCAACCAUGAUAAAAGCAACGGCGAGAUCCGCCCCGGAUAGACAAGAGGAAAUCAGCCGACUGAUGAAGAAUGCCAGUUACAACCUGGAUCCGUACAUACAGGAGUUUGGGAUAAAGGUGAAGGACGACAUGACGGAAGUGACGGGGAGGGUCCUUCCAGCACCAAUCUUACAGUACGGAGGCCGGAACCGGGCGAUCGCCACUCCCAACCAGGGCGUGUGGGACAUGCGGGGGAAACAGUUCUACAACGGGAUCGAGAUCAAAGUCUGGGCUAUCGCCUGCUUUGCCCCCCAGAAGCAGUGUCGAGAGGAGGUGCUGAAGAACUUCACAGACCAGCUGCGCAAGAUUUCGAAGGAUGCAGGGAUGCCCAUCCAAGGCCAGCCAUGUUUCUGUAAAUACGCACAGGGUGCGGACAGCGUGGAGCCGAUGUUCCGACACCUUAAAAACACCUACUCCGGGCUCCAGCUCAUCAUCGUCAUCUUGCCAGGGAAAACACCUGUGUAUGCGGAGGUGAAGCGUGUUGGAGACACGCUCCUGGGGAUGGCCACGCAGUGCGUUCAGGUCAAGAAUGUGGUGAAAACCUCCCCGCAAACCCUCUCCAACCUCUGCCUCAAAAUCAACGUCAAACUGGGCGGGAUCAACAACAUCCUCGUGCCUCACCAGCGCUCGGCCGUCUUUCAGCAGCCAGUGAUCUUCCUGGGUGCCGAUGUCACUCACCCACCAGCAGGGGAUGGGAAGAAGCCUUCCAUAACGGCUGUUGUGGGCAGCAUGGAUGCCCACCCGAGCCGUUACUGUGCCACGGUACGAGUCCAGCGCCCUCGGCAGGAGAUCAUUGAGGACCUGUCCUACAUGGUGAGGGAGCUGCUCAUCCAGUUCUACAAGUCCACCCGCUUCAAACCCACCAGGAUCAUCUUCUACCGGGACGGGGUUCCAGAGGGGCAGCUCCCGCAGAUUCUUCAUUAUGAGCUGCUGGCAAUCCGAGACGCCUGCAUCAAACUGGAGAAGGAUUAUCAGCCCGGCAUCACAUACAUAGUUGUCCAGAAACGGCACCACACCCGCCUCUUCUGUGCGGAUAAGAACGAAAGGAUUGGCAAGAGCGGGAACAUCCCGGCUGGAACAACUGUGGAUACGAACAUCACCCACCCGUUCGAGUUUGACUUCUACCUGUGCAGUCAUGCAGGCAUUCAGGGUACGAGCAGACCUUCCCAUUACUACGUCCUCUGGGACGACAACCGGUUUACAGCAGAUGAGCUGCAGAUCCUUACGUACCAGCUCUGCCACACCUACGUGCGCUGCACCCGCUCCGUCUCCAUCCCAGCACCAGCAUAUUAUGCCAGAUUGGUGGCAUUCAGGGCGCGUUACCACCUAGUGGAUAAAGAGCAUGACAGCGGAGAGGGCAGCCAUAUAUCUGGACAGAGCAACGGCAGAGACCCGCAGGCGCUGGCAAAGGCUGUGCAAGUUCAUCAGGACACUUUACGUACCAUGUACUUUGCUUGA